AUGAAUGAAAACUUUGACACUGUGGUCAUAGGCCGAAUCGAAGUGGAAAGGUCUAUGAUCUCCGGUAGCCCUCAAGGAAUGGAGGCAAAGGGCGGCCCAAUCUCUGUUGCGUCUCACGAGACCACAGAGACAGAUACCAUGUCAGAAGGCAUCACAUCAGCAGACUCAACCUCCGAAGACCUUGAAUUUGGAAGCACUGAUGUCAAAAAUGCAUUUCUCGUCAAGUUCCCUGAAUACUGCCUCGACGAUAUUGAGGAUGUCUAUCCUUGCACACCUCUUCAAGAGGGCAUUUUAACGAGUCAGACGCAAGGCACUGAGGAUUACAUUAUUCGUGCCACUAUGGAACUGCAUUCAGUAAAUGGCGCCACUUUUGAUCUGGAGCGCCUUCAAAAAUCUUGGGACAGCAUUGUCCGACAGUCUGCUGCUCUACGAACAGUCUUUGUUCAAUCAACAUCUGGAGAUGGGUUAUUCCAUCAGAUUGUUUUGAGAAAUGUACCUACAGGAAUUCAGCAAAUCCAAGCCGAGACUCUCAACGAUAUUGCAACGAGGGAACCAUCAUGGGAAAAUGGUCGUGUUGCCCCUCACUGCUUAAUAUUCUGCAAGCCAUUAAAUGGGCCCGAGGGUCUCAGGAUUGAACUACACCAUGGCGUCUCUGACGCGAUUUCCAGCAUGAAAAUUCUUCACGAGCUCAUGCGUCUCUACGAUGACCCAACUCGCCAACUUAUGGGGGUUCCUUUCCGUAGCUUUGUGCAACACCUCCAGAGCAACUCUGAGGAAGAAAAACUGAAAUACUGGCAAACGUUUCUGGAGGGCUCCCAGCCAUCCAUGUUUCCCAAACUUCGCGUCAACAGGACGAAUGAAGAACUACCACAGAGAUGUCGUCGACAAGUCAACCUUGACCGGGAUGGUAUUUUGGAUAUGGUGAAAAGCUCAAAAGUUAGCUUUUCUGUGCUUUUCCAUGCUGCCUGGUCAGUACUACUACGGGCCUAUCUGGGGAGAGACGACGUAGCUUUUGGCUAUAUUUCCUCAGGCCGUCAUAAUGUGCCGUUGCCAGAAAUCCAGGAGGCACUCGGCACCUACAUCAGCAUGAUGGUAGCCCGAGCUCGAAUGGACGAAACUACAACUCUGGUCGACCUUGCAAGCCAGCUCCGAAAGAACAUUGCCAAUUCUUUGCCUCACGAGCAAUGCUCGCUGGCAUCAAUUCAGCGCAAAAUGCAAAUCAACGGCGGAUUCUUCAACACGUUGGUUGACGUCCAAAGGCGACCAAAACUUCGGCGCACAUCUGAUGAGAUCAGCCUAAACCUCACCCAUGUGCACACUGUUGCUGAAUAUGACAUUGUUGUCAAUAUCGAGGAUACUGGCGACGACUUACUUUUCGUGCUUGACUACAAGUCCAAUCUUCUUGGAGAAGCCGAUGCCGAAAACCUCAUCAGCUGCUUCACAUCGAUCAUCGAUCAAAUACUGCAGAACCCCCAUCGCAGGAUAGCGGAAUUAGAUCUAUUCACAAAGGACCACCGUAAUCAACUCUUACAGUGGAACCAGGAUCAACUUCCAGUGACCGACGCAUGCGCCCAUGACCUCUUUGAAGCCGAGGCUGCUCGUCACCCCGAAAAAAUUGCAGUAUGCUCGCUCGACAACAACUUUACCUACGCGCAGUUAAGUAUGCUGAGCACACGCUUGGCCGCGCACAUGAGAUCCUUAGGCGCAAGCCCAGGUGUUAUGAUCCCGCUGUGCAUGGAGAAGUCUGUUUGGGCAAUUGUCUCCAUGUUGGGUGUUCUGAAGGCUGGCGCAGCCUUCGUUCCCCUAGAUCCUGCUUCACCCACUAGUCGCAUUGAAGGCAUCCUCGAGGAUACAAAUGCCAAGAUUGUCAUAGCCUCCACUUCUACUUCACAAAGAAUGAGCCAGCUACAGAGAAGCCAACAUGUCGUCGUCAUCGACGAGGCAUUUGUCGCGGCUCUUGAAGAGAACGAGGAUGUUGCUAGCACAGGUCUCAGAACCCACACAUCUGCGCAAUCUCAGGAUACAGCAUAUGUUCUCUUUACUUCAGGAUCUACGGGCAAGCCGAAAGGAGUUGUAGUUCCUCACCAGUCUCUCUGUUGCAGUAUGUAUGCCCACGGACCAGCCACAGGGAUCGACGAAAACACCAGAGCACUUCAAUUUGGUGCCUAUACGUUUGACUCCAUCAUUGCCGAAAUUUUCACAGUGCUUGUGCACGGUGGAUGCGUUUGCGUUCCUUCUGAUGAAGAGCGUAUGAACAACGUGACAAGCUUUAUUGAACGCGUUGGUGUCAACUGGGUUAUGUUAACGCCGACAUUCGUCCGAACACUUGCCCCCGAUUCAAUUCCUGGAGUUCACACUUUGGUGCUCAUUGGCGAGGCGGUUGACAAAGACUGCUUGGAUACGUGGCUCGGAAAAGUUAGACUAUUCAACGGUUACGGACCUACAGAGACGACUGUCAUCUGCGUCGCCUGCCAGUUUCCUCAGACUUAUGAGCCCGACCCAACCGUCAUCGGUAAACCAGUUGGAUGCAGAGCCUGGGUUGUAGACCCUGUUAAUCACGAUAUUCUCUCACCAAUUGGGGCUGUGGGAGAACUUGUUAUCGAAGGGCCCAAUAUUACGAAGGGGUAUUUGGGGGAUACUGAAAAGACAUUAAAGUCCUUCAUCUCCCAACCGUCAUGGGUGUCCCGCUUUGCAGGGGCUGCGAAAGAGACAUUUGCAUUCUAUAAGACGGGCGAUCUGGUACGACAGCUCAGUGAUGGCUCACUCAAGUUCUGCGGUCGUGGAGACAGUCAGGCUAAAGUGAACGGACAAAGACUGGAACUCGGGGAAGUCGAAACUCAUCUGCUGAGUGAUGAUUUCACCAUCCACGCGCUCGCCGAAGUACCCAAAUCUGGCCCUUUCCAGGGACGUUUGGUAACAGUAUUGUCUCUCAACGGCCUCACAGGACCAAAGGAGAAUAAAGAUGCCGUGGAGUUGCAAUUCGUCAACAGAGAGUGCUGGAAUGCAGCAGCCGAUAUGUGCAUUCGUCUGAUGGACAAGCUGCACUCAGCGUUGCCAUCAUACAUGGUACCAACGGUUUGGAUGCCUGUUCAGAAGAUGCCUCUCCUGCCUUCUGGUAAAUUAGAUAGGCGGCAGAUACGGACUUGGUUGACUACUGUCGAUGAAGACGUGCUGAAGGACACAGUCGAGUUUCAGACCAGUGGUAUCGAGAGAAACACAGACGAUGAGGCGUUCUUUCAGGAAAACGAAACAGGCCGGCGACUUCGGAAGAUUUGGAGCGAAACCCUCAAUAUUCCGGAAACUAGUAUCGGUGCUUCGAAUGCUUUUCUCUCUGUUGGUGGAGACUCUAUUUCAGCAAUGAAAGUCGUUGCGAAGGCUAGAGCUCAAGACAUUUUUGUCACCGUUCAGGAGAUUCUCCAGCACCGCACCAUCUCCGCUAUAGUUGAUCAUCUUCAGACAAAGCAGUUGUCCGUUGAAUCACCAGCUGCUCAAAAACGAAUUGAACAGUCGCAUCAAGAUAUCACUUCUAUUUCGGCUUAUCAACGACAUCAUGCCGACUUUGACUACUGGAACAUGACUGGUCGACCAAAUUUACAGAGUGAUUCCCUUUCAACAGCUUUUGAGCUGGAUGAGGAGACAACAUCAACUCUUCUUGGAACGUCUAACGAGGUUCUUCGUACCGAGCCUGCAGAACUUCUGAUGGGAAUUUUACUGCAUGCUUUUAAAGCCACCUUCACGGACCGAGAUUUACCAACUAUAUUUGCUGAAGAGGAUAGAACAGCGAGACAGAGCGACGAUCGCUCUUCUGAAGUAAUCCAGGUAAGUGUUAGCUCUGAUGAUUGUACUGACAUUUCGCAGACGAUCAGAAAAAUUAAAGAUGCUCGACGAAUACUCCUCAAGAGUCUCGAUUAUGGCACAGGCCUUGCUUAUCACGAUGACGAUAACGAAGAGAUGGAGAUACUCUUUAAAUACCGUGGAAUGCUUAGCGAGAACAAGUCAGAGGAGAACAACAGGUCUACUACUUCCAGGCAAUCGCUUGUUCACAUUUCUGUUAUCGUUGAGAGCGACAAGCUUGUAUGUACCAUUCAAUGGUCGCCUGACAUGGCUCAUCAAGAGAAAAUCCGUACCUGGAUCGAAGAAUUCGAGUCUAUGACGCGAGUGUGCGCUCAAGUCGGUACGCUAAAGCCGCUGGCAUGCCUCAGCGAUUAUCCACUUCUGCCAUACGACUAUGAGAUUUUGGACAACGUAAUACAGAAAGUUGCGCCUCAAUGGAAGCUCCUGGGCGUGGACGAGAUCGAAGACAUUUACCCUUGCUCACCCUGCCAAGAGGGCAUGAUCAUUAGUCAGAUUCGACAUCCCGACAGAAACCUUUACAAUCACGAGACUACGUGGAAAGUUACCCCGUCUGAUGGAAGGGUUGUGGACCCUAGCAGACUGGAGGCAGCCUGUCGUAUUGUCAUCCAGCGACACCAAAUAUUGCGAACAGUCUUUUGCGAGGCCGGGGGACAACAUGUACCCUUUGUCCAGGUUGUCUUCAAAGAUGCUGCCUCGCUCAAGAUUCAAGUCUCUAGGUCGGAUCUCUCGGCUUACGACACCGCAAUCCCAGCACCCAAAGUCGUUGAUCCCGCCAGGUUUCCCUAUCAUUUGGCUGUUUGCGAGUCUCCUGAUGGCGUUUCUUGCAAGUUCGUCAUCAAUCAUGCCUUGCUUGAUGGCUCUUGUCUGAGAGUCUUGAUACGCGAGUUGUCACUUGUAUACGACCAGAUAUCCCUACCAACGCCACCUCUAUUCAGCAGCUUCAUUAACUAUUUAUUAACAAACCCCACCGACGAGUCAUAUGCUUAUUGGAACUAUCGAUUGGAUGGAAUAAGUUCAUCCCACUUCCCAAGCCUGAAUGACUUUGAUGAAUCCGGCUCUACACCUGGUAGGCUUGACAUUGCAAUCCCUGACGACCAGGUUGCUGCGCUGCGGAGCUUCUGUAGAGAGCAUGGUGUUACUAUUGCCGCCGUUAUGAACACCGUCUGGGCCCUGGUACUUCAGACCUACAUUGGAAACGAUACAGAGACAGUCUGCUUCGGUUACAUGGCGUCUGGUCGAGAUGUUCCGGUACCUUAUGUCCAUGAAUUGAUGGGACCUCUUCUGAACAUGCUUGUCCAAAGAGUCGACCUUCAGCCGUCUACGACAAUCGCAUCUCUUGUCCGCAGUGUUUACGAUGGCAUUGUGGGUAACCUACCGCACCAAAAUUGCUCGUUGGCAAAGAUUCAGAGUGGCCUGGGCCUUGGAGGACAAAGUCUCUUCAACACACUGGUAAAUGUACAAAAGGUCUCUUCAGUAUACGAGACCGACACGUUGCCUGCUAUUAAUUGGGAACUUGUUGGAGAGGGAGGCCCAGCUGAGUAUGAUGUUAUUUUCGGCGUUGUGGACUCUGAUGAGGGCAUCAUGGCCGAUCUUCUUUUCUGGACAUCAUGCAUCUCUGAAGCGCAAGCCGUAGAUCUCCGAGCGACUUUGUUGCAGACUCUAAGCUCUCUUUUAGAGAGCUCGGGCAAAUCAACGGUCAGUGAGAUUCAAGUAUUUUCAGAAAGCCACGGCCGUCAGCUCCAUUCUUGGAACGCACAUAACCCGCACAUCGUGGAGUCGUGUCUACAUCAACUAUUCGAAGAGCAAGUUGCCAUUCACCCAGAUGCUGCAGCAAUUAGUACUACAAGCGCAGAAGCAAACUGGACCUAUGCGCAGCUAAACGAUGUUUCGACAAGACUCGCUGCCCAUCUUCAAACUUGUGGAGUGGGAACGGGAAUGGCUUUGCCGUUUUGCUUCGACAGGUCACCAUGGACUGUUGCUAGCAUGCUUGCCAUUCUCAAAUCUGGAGGAGCUUGUGUAGCUCUUGAUCCGUCCUAUCCGAUCCAACGACUGAAAGACAUCAUCAGAAUAACGGGAGCAAGAAUAGUCGUCUGUGAGGACAAAUAUACUGAGCUAUUUGAAGGUUUGCCAGACCUAAUGAUAGUUUCGGUCAGCCCAGACCUUUGGGAUCGCAUCCCACAGGUUGACGGGUGCACCUCAUCAGUUACACCGAGUGAUCCCGCCUUCGUCAACUUCACUUCUGGAAGUACCGGAGUGCCAAAAGGAAAUAUUCUCGAGCAUAAAUCUAUUGCCUCUGCUCUUUGGCACCAUCGUGUCAUAGACCCGCUGGGUAGACAAGCACGGGGUCUGCAUUUUGCGUCCUAUACUUUCGACAUGAGUUUCGCUGAGAUUCUGUUGGUCCUCUGUUCUGGGGGUUGCCUCUGCAUACCUACCGAAUAUGAACGCCUUAACAGCUUGGCAGCUACGAUAAACAAGCUCGAAGUCAAUUGGGCUUAUCUUACCCCCACCGUUGCGAGUCUUCUUGACCCAUCGGAAGUUCCAAGUUUGAAGACUAUUUGCCUUGGCGGAGAGCCGGUACUUGAUACUCUGGUGACGAAGUGGAUAAACAAUGCCACAUUGGUCGCGACAUAUGGUCCUUCUGAAUGUUCAAUCGCCAUCUCUCGAUCCAUAGUGCGUGGCUUCGGGAAUGGACAGCUCGGUCCCGCCUCGGGUGGUCUUCUCUGGGUCGUCAAUCCAGUGGACCAUAAUAAGUUGGUGCCUCUUGGAGCUCCUGGCGAACUGCUCAUUGAAGGACCGCUGGUGGGUAGAGACUACUUGGACGCGACCUUGGCGAAGACUACUUUUAUUGUAGAUCCAGCUUGGACGAAAGAUUUCCCAGUGUCUGGCAUCGCACAAGCUGGACGACGCAUGUACAAGACGGGAGACAUUGUCCGCUUCAACAAGGAUGGAUCAAUGACAAUGUUGGGCAGGAAAGCUGAAGAUGCCCAGGCCAAAAUUCACGGCCAGAGAGUUGAUCUGGGAGAAGUCAGCCAUCACAUCACCGCGAGCGAUAUGAUCAAGCAUGCGGUAUGCUUCGUUGCGAAGAAAGGUCUAUUUGCUAACAGAUUGACGGCAAUCAUCUCUUCUAUGGAUCUGGCAGACGCCAUAUUGGGAUUCGCUGAUCAGCCUUUGAACCUUCAGGAUGGCCUAGAGGCGCGUGAGAAAAUCUCAGAUCUUCGCCGUUGGCUGGAGGAUCGCGUCCCGAGCUACAUGAUGCCGCGGUCGUGGAUUUUGCUGGAAAAGAUUCCCGUCACGCUGAAUGGCAAAUUGAACCGCCGUGUUCUUCUGCAAUGGCUUGAAUCUGUGGAUAACGACACAUACGAGAGCAUACUGACGCUCAACAAUGAUGACGAAACAAAUGCAUUGGCCUCGUCAGGCUCCCUGAGCCCAAUGGAAGAGAGUCUGGCCAAAGCAUGGAGCCAUGUUCUCAAUGUUCCAGAGGGACAAAUUAGUGUCAACCAAAGUUUCUUCAGCCUUGGAGGAGAUUCCAUUUCCGCGAUUAAGGUAUCUUCCAGAUUGCUCAACGAAGAUAUCCAAGUAUCCAUGCAUGAUAUUCUACAUUAUCGUACCCUAGCCGAAAUCGCCAAAAGAGCAACACGGGCCAGCUCGGCUCCCAGCGGCGUUCAAGCACAAGUUGGUGCAACCGAUGCACUAUUCUCACUGCUAUCGCGACGUUUAUCCAAUUCACAGUUUGAGAAGUUAAUGGCCAAGGUUGCAUCCAAUCUCGAAGAUGUUGGCACAAAUAUGGACAGUGUCGAGGAUAUUUAUCCCUGCUCACCCAUGCAAGAAGGUAUCUUGUUUAGCCGUGCUAGGCAGGACGGCCUUUACGAUCUGAUCAACGAUUUCAAAAUCGUCUCCUGCACAAGCACUGAGCCUGUCAGCCUGGAGCGAUUUCGCCGUGCUAUCGACCUUGUCACAGCGCAGCAUCAGUCGCUUCGUUCUUUCUUCGUUGAAGGCGACGAUGCAACCCCGUAUGUGCAAGUGGUUAAGAGAACGGAGCCUUUUAAAGAUGUGGUCGUGGAUUCCAUUCCACUAAAUGGGCUUGGCUACCGGUUCGUCCUCUGUCAAGUCUUACCCACGGGAGACGUUUACGGUAGACUUGAGAUCAACCAUGCCUUGAUCGAUGGACAAUCCAUGAAAGUCCUCAUCACAGACCUUCUGUUAGCAUAUGAUGAGCAGCUACCUCUCUCUCAUAGCCCACCACUUUACGGAGAUUUCAUCAAGUACCUUGAACAACUCUCGACGGAGAAGUCACUGGAAUACUGGACUUCUGUUAUACGAGGCCUUGAGCCUUGCAUCUUACCCUCACUUAACAAUUUGCAAGAUCAAAAUAUGUGCAAUGAAAUUGAUGAAAUCUUGGAUCCACACCUUACAGAAUUGAUCUUCCAAUUUUGUAGGAACUAUGACACCACGAUUGCCACUGUGAUCAGUGCUGUUUGGGCACUCGUGUUGCGGGCAUACGUGGGCAUGGACACAGUUUGCUUUGGCUUACUGACAUCUGGACGAGCAAUUCCGGUACCACAAGCAGAAUCCAUCAUCGGGCCCUUGAUUACUAUGAUGGUCUCGCGAGUCGAUAUGAAUGCAGAGAUGCCAAUUCUGGAAAUGAUACGCAGCAUACACGAUGGUUUCCUAAACGGAUUAGAGCACCAGCAUACUUCUCUCGCCGCAGUACAACGAGCUUUUGAUGAGGGCAGGCAACGCGGUAAAAUGUUCAAUACUGUGGUGAACGUGCUUAAAGGUGACGUCGCAGCUGCUGAAGAAUCGCCAUCUAGCAUCAAGCUUGAAGUUAUGGACGCCAGCGGUCCAACUGAAUACGAUGCUUCCUUAGACGUUGUACAUACGGAUACAAACAUCUCUUUGAGUUUCAGCUAUUGGACAAGCUGUCUAUCGAACGAACAAGCCAAGCUCAUGCAGCAAACCUUGUUACAUGUUCUUGAAAGUCUUGUCCAGGGAGCCUCUGGCAGAGUGGGCGACCUCGAUAUACUGAGCGAAGCUCAUAGGUCUCAUAUUAUGCAGUGGGCUAGUGAGAUGCCUCCGACAAACUACUCUUGUGUCCAUGAGCACGUGGAGAAAAGGGCUAAGAUGCAACCUGAUGUAGACGCCAUCGUCACAUCGGGUCUGAGCAUCACAUACGGCGAAUUGGAGAGACUCUCUUCUCUUCUUGCAGCCCACCUUGCUUUCUUAGGUGUCAGACCUGAGGUGAUGGUGCCUUUCUUCUUCGACAAAUCACCCUGGACUAUAGUGGUGAUGUACGCCAUCUUGAAAGCAGGCGGCUCUUGCGUGGCCCUCAGUCCAGAGUUUCCUGAUUCAAGACUUACUAAUAUGAUUGAGGCUACCGAGGCAACGCUUGCUCUUUGCGACUCAAAAUACGUGGAUAGGCUCCAAACAUUAAUACCAACUGCGGUACCCAUUGACACAUCGGUUUCUACAGCCAGUGCUAUGAUGAGUCGCUUCGAAGCUCUUUCUAGCAAGACUCCGUCGCAGGCACAGCCAUACCACCCAGCUAUUAUAGCAUUCACUUCAGGUUCCACCGGAACACCCAAAGGUAUCAUCUUGACUCAUGCUUCAAUGAGUACCAGCAUGUUUGCCCACGGACCUCUAGUUCAAAUGUCUGAAUCUAGCCGUGUUCUCCAAUUCUCUUCGUACACCUUUGAUGCCAGCUUGGAAGAGAUAUUUACCACCCUUGCCUUUGGUGGUACAAUUUGCGUUCCAACCGAGUACGAGAGAAUGAACGAGUUGCCAGCGUUCAUCAAGGCUCAUGGUGUCAAUUUCGCUGCUUUGACGCCUACUGUGGCGUCGUUACUUAAUCCAGAAGAGCUCCCGCUGAAGACAGUUGAUAUAGCUGGUGAGGUGGUUCCCCAAACGUUGGCCAGCAAAUGGGCGACCCAUACAAACUUGGUUGUUACGUAUGGACCUGCAGAGUGUUCCAUCAUCAGCUCCGGAAUGCUAGUUGACCCGAAUCAUGUCCAAAAUGGUACUCUUGGAAAGCCUGCUGGUACCCUGAUGUGGAUAGUUGAUGCCAAUGACCACAACAAGCUCGUUCCUAUUGGCUGCGCUGGCGAGAUUCUUAUAGAAGGACCUCUGCUGGCGCGUGGAUAUAUCAACAAGGACCAGACAGAGAAAUCUUUCAUAUUUGAUCCUUCUUGGACGCAAAUGUGCCCUGUCUCUGGUGCUGGUGAUCAGCGUCGAUUAUACAAAACAGGUGACUUGGCCCGAUAUGAGCCCGACGGAUCCAUCAUCUACCUUGGACGAAUGGAUUCCCAAGUCAAAAUCCACGGACAACGAGUUGACUUGGGUGAGGUUGAGACAGCCCUAUCGAGUCAUGGAGUGAGCCAGUCAACUGCAAUGGUUCCCAAAAAUGGACAUUUUACCAAGAAGUUGGUCGUGGUAUUCUCAAAGAGCAAUGCCUCCUCGGCCUCUGGGCGCAUUCUCGAGGUCAUGACGGAUGACGAUGUUGCAACUCACGUGGCAGAACUGCGAAAAGGUCUACAAAUUGCCCUACCCGGAUACAUGUUACCUCGCGUAUGGGUUCCAGUUGAAGCUCUCCCCCUAAAUCCAAAUGGAAAGCUGGACCGUCGCGCGGUUGGGCAGUGGCUAGAGAGAUUGGACGAAGAAGCCUGCGAGCGCAUUCUUGCGCUUGGUAACUCUCUCAAACCGGCCUCUGAGCUUACAGACAUCGAGAAACUCCUAGUCUCUGUCUGGUCAGAAGCACUAGGCCUUCCCAAAAGCAUGAUUGAUGUUGACCAGCCCUUCUUCAGCCUCGGAGGAGACAGUGUCUCUGCCAUACGAGUGGCAUCGCAACUGAGAUCUCAGGGUAUACAUCUGGCUGUUCAUGAUAUUUUCCGUCAUCGUACCGUGUCAGCACUGGCGGAACUUAUUAGCAGUGGAAAUCCCAAUUUAGCUGGAGCCAUUGGCAAAAUCCAGCCCUUCCCUUUAACGCCGUCACAGCUCAUGCAGCUCAGAAGCCAUGCCGGAACGACCAACACUGUUGCUCAGAAAGUAAUCGCGAAACUCAAAAGCAGAGUAGAUUUCGAUGAAAUGAACGCUGCUUUCAAGACACUUAAUGAGCGGCAUCCCAUGCUAACUGCUCACUUUGAGCGCGAUUCGAGCGGUGCUUGGUCGCAAAGAUUGGUGGACACGCCAGGAAAUCCCUUGGAGCUUGGCCAUCUGCAUGCGACAUCGCUUGAAGAGGCACAGUCGCUAUUGUUGUCCACGCAACCUGAUUUGGAUAUUGCGAAAGGCCCCCUUGUGGCGGCAAGUCUGGUCGACAUUGAAUCAGUGAACACCGAGAGCAGUCAAUUACUGAUCCUGGCCAUGCACCCUCUUAUCGCGGAUGAUGCAUCAUUACGGGUCAUAUUAGAAGAUCUGGAAACUCUGCUAUUGCAUGCACCUGCUGGCUGUAGCUCAACGUCAUUCCAAGAUUGGGCUCUUGCACAGUUCAAUAAAUCUCAGCGAAAGCUUUCUAACAAUAGCUUUGCUACAAUAUUAGGCACAGCUCAGACUAAUUUUAUGGAUUACUGGGGCAUGCAACAUCAUCCCAAUACUCACAGUGGUAUCAAAACCUCAGACAUCUCAAUUGAUCCCGACACAGCAUCACUUCUUCUCGGAAAAGCCAAUCUGACACUGAGAACAGAAGCUGUUGAAAUACUACUGGCUGCACUCUGUCACUCCUUCACAAACACCUUCACUGACCGCCCUCCACCGAAGGUGUUCUGUGCUAGUAAUGAUAGAGAUGGAGAAGCCGAUGACAGUAACAUUUCUAGCGCUGUUGGGUGUUUUACGACCAUAUCGGCUGUAUGCGCAGAAGAGAAUUACACGACAGCGCCUGUCAGCAGCGAUCUUGAAACACGGAUAGUUCAAACUCUGAGAUGCGUCAAAGACCAGCGUCGCUUCGCCCAUCACAACGUUACGGGACUUGAAGAUGUGGAGGUAUUCUUGGCCUAUACUAAAAAAUCGUGUCUUGAAACCGCGUUGUUCCAGGAGAUGCCUUGUGUCGAAGGCAACGAUAUUUCUGAGCACCAGACAAGAAAAUCUUUGUUCGAGGUAUCUGCGGAAGUCAUUGAUGGACAAAUAGAUAUCAGAUUCCAUUAUCAUGAGAACAUGGCACGCCAAAGCGACAUCCUUGCCUGGAUCCGAGCAUUCGAAGAUCUACUUCGAUCCUCUGCUUCGGUCUUGGCUCAAGCUUAUCCUGUGCCUACACUAUCCGAUUUCCCUCUUUUGGACGUCGAGGACUAUGCGUCUCUUGACAAUUUGGUAGAGCGCUGCAAGUCUCAGGCGCAGAUCUCUGAUAUGUCAUUGAUUGAAUCUAUUCAUUCCUGCUCACCAAUGCAAGAAGGAAUUUUACUGAGUACUUUACGAUCAGCUAGUAUUUACGAUGGGCAAGAGUUCUGGAAGGUGCUCCCGAAAUCUCCCAGCGCAGACUUGGACAUACUCAGGCUUAAAGCAGCCUGCGAAAGCGUCAUUACCCGCCACGAUAUACUCAGGACCCAUUUCGUUGAGGCUCACCACGGACGUUCAGCUUUCCUUCAAGUUGUUCUUCGAGCAGUGAAUCAUCCAGUUCAAUUGGCGACUUUUGACGAUUUUGAUGACUUGACGCAUCAGCCACUGCCACAACUACACGAAGCAGGCAUCCUUCCAUACAUCUUUACACUAUGCGAGUUGGCAACUGGUGACGUUUAUUUGCGUCUCGACAUUAGCCACGCGCUUUCUGAUGGCGUUUCAACCGGAAUUCUGAUGCGGGACCUUCUGCUGGCCUACGAUGAUAAACUCUUGCCAGCAGGACCAUCCUACAGAAACUACAUAUCUCAUCUUGAGUCUCAGUCCGGAGAACUGACGCUUCAGUUUUGGCAAGACAAUCUCAAAGACGCAACACCAUGCCAUUUCCCUCUGCUUAACGAAUCCGGGGUUGGCAGUUCACCUAUUCACCGGAGCACCGAUGUGCCGCUUUCUAUUCAGCAAAAGGACCAAGUGCGAGAAUUCUGCAAGUUGCAUAGCACGACGUUGGCAAACUUUAUGUCCGCAAUCUGGGCAAUGGUUCUGCCAUGUUUCUCUGAUGCGUCUUCUGAUACGGCUACUUUUGGUUACCUGGCAUCGGGUCGCGAUAUUGCACUUCCCGGAGUCGAUGAUAUCCUGGGUCCGAUGAUAACCAUGCUGAUUCGCAACGUCAAUGUUAGCCCCGAAACCACAGUCUUAGGCCUCAUUGAGGAAAUGCAGCAAGACUUCAUUAAAAGCUGGCCGUAUCAACACUGCUCCCUCGGCGAGAUUCAUCACGCUUUGGGACUUAGUGGUACGCCGCUCUUUAAUACCAUUGUCAACCUGGGCCAUGCUGGUGGCUUCAAAAAGCCCCAGGACAUGCCAGGUGAUAUUCUCUUUGUGCCUGAAAAUGUUCAGAGCCGCAGCGAGUACGAUAUUGCUUUCAACAUUCUGGACUCUGACGAAGGAUUCUGGCUCACACUUAGUUACUGGGAUCGCUGCCUUUCUGAGGCACAGGCCAUCGUCCUUUCGCAUACUAUCCAGGCAGCGAUUGCAUCUGUUCUCGAAAAGCCAGAACAGUGUAUUUCUGCUGUGGAUUUGGUGGAUGAUUUCCACACUCAAAUGAUGCAGUCUUGGAAUGCGGAUAUCCCUGAGCCAGUAUUUGACUGUAUCCACCAUGCCUUCGAGAGGCAGGUAAAACUGCAACCAGAAGCUCCUGCCGUCUGCUCCAGUGAUCCGAAGAUAUCGAUCUCGUAUAAGCAACUGGAUUCUAUGACCGAUAAUCUGGCAUCCUGUCUGCGAGAGAUUGGGGUGGGACCAGAGUCUCUUGUCCCUUUCUGCAUGGAUAAGUCCCCAUGGACGCCGGUAGCCAUGAUCGCGAUUCUCAAAGCCGGCGGCGCUUGCGUUGCCCUUGAUCCGAACCAGCCAAUUGAAAGACUUCGGAGCAUUAUCGAAGCUUCAGGAGCCAAAGUGGUACUGGUAGCACCGCAGCACAAGGACCUGCUUGCCAACAUUGUCCCCCAUAUCGUCCUCGUUGGGGAGGAAUCUCUACGCAACCUUGAAGUUUCCGCUAAGGCUCUUCAGCCUACUGCAGCAGUUUCCCCAGCAAAUCACAACAACCCAGCUUUUGUUAUCUUCACUUCUGGGAGCACAGGAACUCCUAAAGGAAUCGUAGUUGAACAUGGUGCUUUUUGUUCAAGUGCCCGAUCUCAUGCCCCAAUUUUGGGCCUACACAGCGGUACUAGGGUCCUGCAAUUCGCAUCUUACACAUAUGAUCUGAGCAUCGCUGAGACUUUCACAACACUGAUGGUGGGCGGGUGCAUCUGCGUGCCUUCUGAGUAUGACAGAUUGAAUCGGUUGGCCGCUGCCAUUAACUCAAUGGAGGUGGAAUGGAUGUUCCUUACACCGACUGUAGCAGCUUUGCUGACGCCCGAACAAGUCCCUACAGUGAGGACUCUUGUUCUUGGAGGAGAGCAUGCGACCCAUAACAACUUCUCAACCUGGGGUGGUAGGCCGGGCAUAUGUCUCAUCAACAGUUACGGCCCAGCAGAGUGUUCUAUCUGGACAAAUGCCAAUGUUGGUGUCAAACCGACGUCAGAUAUUUCCAACCUGGGGCGCCGACUCGGCUGCUCAUUAUGGGUAGUUGAUCCCCGCAAUCACCGUCGUCUUUUCCCAAUGUACGCCCGAGGUGAACUGGUCAUUGGUGGGCCAACUCUGGCAAGAGGCUACCUUCACGACCCAGUCAAGACAGAUGCAGCUUUUAUUCAACCGCCAGCCUGGUUCGCCGAUGACAGUGGUACAGAGCAACGACUUUACAAAUCGGGUGAUCUUGUGUAUUAUAACUUGGAUGGAUCCCUCUCUAUUCAAGGCCGCAAGGAUACCCAGGUCAAAGUUCACGGACACCGAAUUGAACUUGACGAUAUUAAUCAUAAUAUGGCUCGUAUCCCGCUAAUUGAACAUGCAAUGGCUCAACUUCCACGUUCAGGGCCACUGGAAGGUCGUCUGGUUGCAGUAGCAUCAUUGAAAGAAGACAGACCCCUGGCUAGUUCUCCUCAGCAAAUUCUCAAGAUUAUCAGCGACUCUCGCCACAUGCCGCAGGUAUCUACCAAGCUUGGACAGAUCAGAUCCGAGUUAGAAAAACAGCUGCCUAAGCAUAUGUUACCGACUGUGUGGGUUAUUGUUCAGAAGAUGCCUUUGCUCUCCUCUGGCAAGCUGGACAAGCGCACCGUUAAAGCUUGGUUGGAUUCGAUGGACGAAGAGAGUUUCAGCCAAAUAAAAGCAAUGUCAACUUCGGAUGCGGUGUCGCAAUUAUCGCCACCUGAAAAUGACGUCGAAUUUCUUUUGCAAAAGGUCUGGUCCGAGGUAUUGAAGUGUAAACCUUCGACUAUUGGCGUGACAGUCAGUUUCCUUGGCUUGGGAGGCGAUUCUAUUUCUGCAAUGCAGGCGGUUUCCAAGGCACGCGCCGCUGGCUUGAACAUUUUUGUUCAGGAUAUCUUCAGGCUAAAGACAAUCCGAAAAUUGGCUGAACAGGCUGGUGUGGCAGGAAGAGUUGACGAGCCCAUCGCUACGCCUGGCCGUUUUGGACUCCUGCCAACCAAGGGACCACAACAACUUACUCGACUUGUGAAUAGCUGCGCAUCAAUUUUACAUCUCGAUGGAACUGGCGCUAGUAUCGAAGAUAUCUUCCCCUGUUCUCCUAUGCAAGAAGGUAUCUUAAUCAGCCAGGCUAGGUCACCAGAUCGCUAUCAUGUUAGAGCUUUGUUCGAGGUCUUAGUCCAGUCUACGGAAUUAGUCGACGUGGACAGACUUGAACAAGCCUGGAUUAAGGUGGCUCAGCGACACCAGGCAUUGCGCUCCGUAUUCUUAGAGGAAUCUUUUGGUGGAGAGAACAUGCUUCAAGUUGUGUUGGACCGAGUCACCGUCCCAGUAUUGAAGCUGGAAUGCGAAAAACUCGAAGACUUCACCGAAUCCAUCGAGGUGAACCAAUAUGCCAAGGAUGGUCCCCCAUACCGCUUUUCCAUCUGCAAACUGCCAUCUGGGGUGGUCUAUUGCCACUUAGCCAUGACUCAUGCCCUGGAUGAUGGCUCUUCAAUGCGCGCGCUGCUGCGAGAUAUUUGCCUGUCUUAUGACGACCUGCUCCCAUCGGGUGAUCCACCGCUCUACAGCAAUUUUAUUUCAUAUAUUCAGCGGCAGUCUAAAGAUGCUGGCCUCAAGUUUUGGCAAUCGUAUCUUGGUGGGGUUGCAACCUCUCACUUCCCGGCAUUGACGACGCGUGCCUCAGCUGAUCCAACUGAGGAUGGUAUCGUCGAGAGAUGGAUCGAAGGAGACAAGGCAAGCUCUCUCCUUCGGUUAUGCGAAGAGCACGACAUUACGAUUGCAGAUGUAUUCAAGACGGUUUGGGCCAUCGUUUUGCGCUCUUUUGUCGGCGCCGAUUCUGUUUGCUUCGGAUACCUUGCUUCAGGUCGCGAUGCUCCCAUCAAGGACGUUCACAACAUUAUGGGACCUCUCAUCAAUAUGCUGGUAUUCUAUGCCCAUGUUGAUAAAUCCAAGUCCCUCAUUGAACUCUGUAAAGAAGCAAAUGACUCGUAUCUCCAGGCACUACCACAUCAACAAUGCUCGCUCAAAGAGAUUUUACACGCUGUUCGGGGACCUGGACAAUCUGCCGCCCUUUUCAACACAGUUGUGAAUGUGCAGAAGGGAGUAACUGCAUUCUUUGCCGAUGAACAAGACUCAACAGCCCAUCGGACCAUCGAUCUUCGUAGUCGCAUCUUCCAUGACCCUACUGAGUAUGAAUUGAGCAUUGACAUUCAAAAUUUUGAGAGUUCAAUUGCUAUCUUGAUGAACUACUGGACUUCCCUUCUAUCAGAGGAGCAAGCCGAUCGGCUUAUCGAUCUUGUUCUUGACGUUGUUGAAAGUCUUCUAGACAACCCGAUGCAGACUGUCGGACAGCUUGAGCUAUGCACGAGCAAUGAUGCAUCUCUUUUGCAAAGCUGGAACAAUGCUCCACUGGUCGAGGAGGAGCGUUGUCUUCAUGAAGUUAUCGAGGAGCAAGUUGCUUCUAAACCCGAGGCCGUUGCUGUGGUCUCUGACGAAGGCUCUCUUACGUUUCAGGAAUUGGAUAGCAUGGCUAACAAACUUGCGCAUCAUCUCAAACAAUUAGGAGCAGGCCCUGAAACUAUUAUCCCGUGCUGCUUUGAGAAGUCUAUCUGGGCGAUUGUUGCCAUGUUGGGUGUGUUGAAAGCAGGUGCUGCAUGCGCCGCUCUCGAUCCCGCUCAUCCCCUGGAGCGACUGCAAACAAUUUUGAAGGAUACUGAGGCACCAUUUGUGCUCUCCUCUUCACUUCAAACUCCUCUCGUGGCACAGACCGGUCUACAGGCGGUUGUUGUCACAGAGGAGACACUCAACAAGCUCCCUCCUUGUGCCUCUGCUCCCAGCACUGGUGUCAAGCCUGAUAACAAAGCCUUUAUUGUCUACACUUCUGGAAGUACGGGGACUCCAAAGGGUGCUAUACUUGAACAUCGUAACCUAUACGCAUCCUCUAGAGGAUUUGGUACGUUUGGAAUGAACAGCGAAUCCCGAGUCGCCCAUUUCUCCUCCUAUGCUUUCGAUGUUAGCAUCGGAGAGACGAUGCUCGCUCUGACACACGGCGCAUGUGUGUGCAUUAUAUCGGAGGAAGAUCGUCUUGGAGACCUGACGGCAGCAUUAAACAGACUCCAAGCGACAUUUACACAGUUGACCCCAACUGUGGUGCGCACCUUGGAGCCGAGCGAACUGCCGUACAUGAAAACGGUAGUGACAGCUGGUGAGCUUCUGACAGACGACAUUAUUAACAAAUGGACCGACAAAGUUCGACUAUUCAACUCGUAUGGGCCCUGUGAGUGCGCGAUCAACUCGACCGGGAGCGAUUUGCUCAAGGCUGGUGCUCGGGGCGCUGUAAUCGGAAAGCCUCUACAGUCGAGGCUCUGGAUUGUCGAUCCCGAAAACGACCAACUGCUGGUUCCCCCAGGAGCCGUUGGUGAACUGGUAGUCAAUGGACCAAUUGUGGGACGUGGUUAUCUAAACAAUCCCGACAGGACCAAAGCUGCUUUCAUGGAAAUGCCACGAUGGGCUACCGCCUCCUCGAACGCUGGCAGAUUCUAUAAGACGGGAGAUCUGGCUCGUUGGACUUCUGAUGGCAGCAUACACUAUUUGGGACGUAAGGAUGUUCAGGUCAAGAUUCAUGGACAGAGGAUUGAGUUGGGCGAAGUGGAGUAUCGCAUCGCAGAGAAAGCAGGAUCUGCUUUCAAGGCUGUUGUGGCGGCCGUCCCCAAGGAUGGCAGACUGAAGCAGCGACUGGUAGCUCUUAUGUCUCUUGGCGACCAGAAGUUACAUCAAGGAGGUGGAGUUUCUGUUAUUGACGAUGUUGACCUUAAAUCGAGAUCAUUGGCAGAAAUUGCCGAUAUUAUUGAAUCGGUGAAGAAGAGUUUGCCACGGCACAUGGUACCCAGCCUUUGGGUACCAGUCCAUGAUGUGCCCAAACUCCCUUCUGGCAAGACCAAUCGUCGCUUCAUUAACCAAUGGCUGGAUGAAAUUGACGAACAGCUGUACGCAGACCUGACUACGUCUUCCCAGUCGAGAGUUGUUCCGCCAAAGUCCGACAUGGAAGCAAUGCUUCAAAGAAUCUGGGGAGAUAUCCUCCAUCUCGAUGCGACGAGCAUCAGUACAGACCAAAGUUUCUUCUCGCUUGCUGGCGACUCUGUGCUGGCUAUGCAGCUCAUGGCCCGCUGUCGUGCUGAAGGUGUGACAGUGAAAGUGCGGGAUAUCUUCCAGUACACAACAAUUGCAGCCCUGGCACCUCGAUGUACUCGUGAUGUGGGUGGACCAAACUCUAUAUCAGAUGAUUAUAUACCGCAAACAACUCUCAUUGAAGCUGAGCAUGGGGACCUCGACUUUGACGACAUGUCAAACAUCGAAGCCGUCUACCCUUCCUCACCUAUGCAGAGCAGUAUUCUCGCAAUCCAAGAAACCCAAAAGAAUGCAUGGUUUGCAAGCUUCAUAGUAGAGGCCGAACUGCCAUCUCAACACAGAUCGACUCAGAUGGAGGACCUCGCUAUGGGGUGGCAAAUGGUGGUUAAUCGUCACGCCGUACUUCGCACAGCUUUCAGAGCUGGAAAGCAGACCGGUCGGCAAUACCAAAUCGUGCUGAAAGACUUUACAGCUCCUGUUUCCUAUAUCACGGAUGCUUUAUCAACUGAUCCCACGUCUAUUUUCAAUAUUUCGCCUGAUAUUCCGGACUAUGGACUGCCACCACAUCGCAUGGUUCUUGCAGAGACCAUGUCGGAGAAGCGUGUCUUCAUUCAGCUGCAGAUCAGCCACGCCUUGUAUGACGCUGUGGGUAUAUCAGUGCUAUGGCACGAUUUCCAAAUGGCAUACUCAAGUCUUCGAGGAGACGGCGUUGCUUUGGACAGCAUGCCUGUUUCUCCUUAUCGUGCCUUCAUUUCCUACAUUGAAGGUCUGCCCAAGCCAAGCGCUGUCAGCUUCUGGAAGAAUCACUUAGAGGGCACUUCACCCUGCUUUUUCCCAUCCCUGCCCGAUGAACGAUCAAAUAGAGGCAUCAACAUGACAAGCACAACAUCUACGUCGAAUCCUCCUCUUCAUGGAUCAUUUAAUAGCAUCGCUGUCCCGAUUAAUCGGACCAGUAAGAUUCGCGCAUUUUGCAAAGAGUCUGACGAUGUGAAUUUUGGAUUCAUGCUCUCCGGACGCGAUGCUCCCCUGCCCGAAGUCGAUACCAUCCUGGGUCCCCUAAUCAACCUUCUACCUUGCACGGUUAAAGCUAGUGGCCACCGGACACUGCAAUCUAUGUUACGGGCUUUGCAGUCCAACUAUGCUGAAACAUUGAUGAGCCAAAAUUGCUCUCUAGAAGAAAUCCGCGCAGCCGUUGGGAUUGACGGGCCGAUGUAUAACACAUUUCUGAAUAUGCAACGCGUGACCAAACAAUCGCCUUGCUCUCAGAGUAGUGUCCAAUUCAAUGAAGUUGAUGCGUUUAUGACAGACGAGUAUGCUAUCUCCGUUUACGUUUCGGAUGUCGGUGAUGACAUAUUCAUGGAAUUGUCAUAUUGGACAUCGGUUCUCACGGAUGAAGAUGCCCAGAUGAUAGGCCAAGCUAUACUUCGAGCACUAGAUGUCUUGUUCGCUGCUGACUCAACGGAUAGUCCGCUGAGUCUCAAGUUGUGA
Molecule: messenger RNA, 20079 nt
Organism: Trichoderma breve
Lineage: Eukaryota; Fungi; Ascomycota; Sordariomycetes; Hypocreales; Hypocreaceae
Product: AMP-binding enzyme domain-containing protein
Exons: 9
Coding region: 1-20079 (6692 amino acids)
Biological process (GO): secondary metabolite biosynthetic process; amino acid activation for nonribosomal peptide biosynthetic process
Cellular component (GO): cytoplasm
Molecular function (GO): phosphopantetheine binding; catalytic activity
Source: RefSeq, a predicted model, not a curated record